This is a messenger RNA of Lactuca saligna, 456 nucleotides long. Lineage: Eukaryota; Viridiplantae; Streptophyta; Magnoliopsida; Asterales; Asteraceae. The record is from the annotation of a GenBank genome assembly.
AUGGAAACAGUGACUCUCGUAAUCUCAGUUAUGCUACAUCCCAAACAUCAUCGGGACAUGGAUCAAUUCUUUCCAUGUCAGCUUAUGGACGCCCUUUCCAUUAACAUAGAUGAGGAUGAUUACUUUUCCAAUCAUACUCGUGAGCAUUUUACUCAGCCACCACCUUCUGCUGCUUUACCUUCUGCUACUUCAUCUUCUGCACUGGAGAUGCAAAAAGCUCUAUGCCAUUUGAAUCAAGGGCCAACAAUUCCCCAAUGUUUAGAGAAGCUUGAGUUGCUCGACUUAGGCCCAGUAGACCCUCUACAAUUUGCCGUGUAUCACAUUUUUGGAGAGACCAUGAAUAUAAGAGAGAUGUGGGUAAAUUUGCCCAAUGAUCCACAUAUAUUAAGAGGAUGGAUCGAGAUGACAGCUGCUACAAGUUUAGGAGUUUUAAAGGAUAUAAAGAUUGUUCGUUAA